AUGGCUCUCUUCUCCUAUCCAAUGCUUGUUUUAUGUUUGGUUUAUCAUGCCCAUUGUGUCAAACGAGAUACAACAUGGGACGACAUGGCCCAAACGGAACUUAACGAAGCACUCCGGAACAUCCCGAACACUAACGUCGCCAGGAAUAUCAUCCUGUUCCUAGGAGACGGUAUGAGUAUCUCCACGGUAACGGCCUCCAGAAUUCUUCAAGGUCGUCAAAAAGGGACUCUAGGGGAGGGAAAUUAUCUGGCCUUUGAAAAAUUCCCUAACACAGCCCUUAUAAAGAUUUACUGUAGCGACCGGACAACACCUGACUCAGCCUCAACUGCCACUGCUUUUCUGUGUGGCACAAAGACAAACUACCACACUCUGGGGGUCAAGGACACUACUACCCUGGGGGACUGUUCCUCUCAGUUCGGAAACGAAGUAGACAGUAUACUGGACUGGUUUAAUACUGACGGAAGAUCUACUGGAAUUGUGACAACAUCUCGUAUCACACAUGCGACCCCCGGCGCUGGAUACGCCCACUCCGCCGAUAGAGACUGGGAGGGGGACUCCGAGAUGGAGGGAGUGACUGGUGGCUGUAAGGAUAUAGCCUACCAACUGGUCAAAGAAAACCAGCACAUUAAGGUCUUGUUUGGUGGGGGUCGGUACUAUUUUCUUCCAAAUACAACAUCUGAUCCUAAAUAUGGCGCCAAAAACGCCGUUAAGCAGCGGAGAGAUAGGCGGGACCUAAUCAAGGAAUGGCAAACGGACAAAAGAGACCGCGGACUGAGAGCCAGAUAUGCCUGGAACAGACAACAGCUUCUGGAGAUCAAUCCAGACAGCACAGACGUGGCUCUUGGUCUAUUUAAUGACGGUCAUAUGAGUUUUGAGUUGGACCGAGACAACAGCACCACGGGAGAACCCAGUAUAUCUGAAAUGACACAGAAGGCGAUUAAGAUUCUCAGGAGAAAUUCUAAAGGAUUCUUCCUGUUAGUGGAAGGAGGACGUAUAGAUUCCGCUCACCAUGACAACAACGCUAAGCGGGCGCUGUAUGACACUCUGGCGUUUGAGAAGGCUAUAAAGGAGGCGUUAGAACUAGUGGACAGCUCAGAUACCCUGGUGUUAGUGACCGCUGACCACUCACAACCCCUAAUUAUAGCAGGCUACGCCACUCGACAGAACAGCUUGUUUGGUUAUGUUGACAAGGUGAAGGCAAAACAUAUUCCUAGAGACGGAGUUUUAUGGACGACUUUGUUGUACGGGAUCGGGCCGGGGUAUGACUGGGGAAAGCGAACUAACAAAACCACACAGGAACUGGAGAGCAAAGACUACGUCCAAGGGUCUGCUUUCCCCAGAGACUCCAGCACUCACGAUGGUCAGGAUGUGGCGGUGUACGCACGUGGUCCAAUGUCCCAUUUAUUUAACGGUGUGCACGAGCAACAUUACAUUAAUUACGUCAUGACGUACGCAGCAUGUGUCGGACGACACAAAAAUAACUGUGGGUCCAAAUCACGAAUAACCAACACUGGAUCAUUCCCCGGAAGUUACGCAGUGCUGGUGUAUAGUAUGGCAGUUUUGUUGAUGUAUUGCACAUAAUGCGUCUGUCUCCCUUGCAGAGUCUCUGCAAUGGGCUCGAGUCAAGAUUUUUGACAUAAAGUAAAAAGAAUAUGACAUUCCAA
Molecule: messenger RNA, 1664 nt
Organism: Saccostrea echinata
Lineage: Eukaryota; Metazoa; Mollusca; Bivalvia; Ostreida; Ostreidae
Product: alkaline phosphatase-like
Exons: 10
Coding region: 1-1581 (526 amino acids)
Biological process (GO): dephosphorylation
Molecular function (GO): alkaline phosphatase activity
Source: RefSeq, a predicted model, not a curated record